UUUUUAUCAGUUAUAGGUAAGCUCUAGACUAGACAAGUUCGGAAAAUUUGGAAGAAAACUCUCUCUCUCUCGCUAUAGAUACACACUAAUAUAAAGAGAAAAUUGUAUGUGUGUGCAAAAGGAAAAGUGAAAUAUAAGCAAAAAGAAUGAAAAAUUAAAGAAAAGAAAAGAUUUGUCCCUCAAAAAUAUGUGGAAAAAUGCCAAUUUGCUUAAAAAUGAUGGAUCUAAUUGAUAAUUGUCUUGAAAAAAUCCAUUAUCCUGUGAAAAAAAGUGUAUGCAAAGUGAAGAAAUAAUGAAUAAUCGUUUAAAGGAACCACAAAAUACCCAAUAUUAACUGUAAAAUGCCUUGAUUGAAACACAUAAAAUAAAGCCAAAUAACUACAAGGAAACGCUUGCGUCCCAUUUUUAAGGUAGAAGUAGCUUGAGAGGAGACUAAAAAAAAGAGAGAAGAGAGUGAGCUAGCAAAGAUAUACAAAAAAAAAAAUGGCAGAACAACAAAAACUGUCGCUUUGUCCUCGUUUGGUGGAUUAUCUGGCCAUUGUUGGAGCUAGAACUAGUCCGCCAACUAGGACAAUCGCUGGCAAUAAAACACCCCCCGUUCAGAUGCCAGAGUUGUUGAGACGGUAUCCCCCUUCAGAUCAUGCUGACUUCCCUUUACCUCUGGAUAUGGUGUUCUUUUGUCAGCCCGAGGGAUGCACAAGUGUUGGUCCACGACGUACUGGAUCUGCGGUUAGGGAUGCUACAUCAUUUGUAUUUGCUUUGACCGACAAGGAUUCGGGCAAAACGCGCUACGGUAUCUGUGUGAAUUUUUAUCGUCCUGUGGAUAAGCAUGUUCCUGCGAGUGCAGCAGCACCCGUAGCAGCACGUGGUGGGCGUCGCAGUUCGGCAUUUCGUCGUGAAUCAUGGCGUAAGAGUAUGGAACGAAGUUCGGAUUCAGCUUUUAGCAGCGACUAUAGAAGUAAUGUAGCUCCAAGUGAUUCAGAUCGUGAAGUACCUAGUCGCCGAGAUUCAGAUCCUCCACACCAUCAACAACCACAUCCCAUCCAACAGCCACCGAAAUUGGGUCUGAUAGCACCCAGCGCCGAUUCAGAAUCCGGAGGUAGUCAUACGCCCUCGCCAAGGGCCUCAAGAAAACGCACAAAAGUCCGUAACCAAUCGCUGACGUCGCUAUGCAUAAUCUCACAUCAUCCGUUCUUUACAACAUUCCGGGAAUGUUUGUUUAUUCUCAAGAAACUCAUCGAUGCCUGCAACGAGUCGUCUAGUCCGAAACGAGUGGGUGCAUCGAACAAGGUUAAUCGGGAUAAUGUUUGGACAGUUCUAACUGGCAAUGCGACAGAUGCUACACCCUCCAUCGUCAUUCAUGACGUUAAGGAAAUCGAGACUUGGAUCUUGAGACUGCUUUCCACACCAGUUCCAGUACCUGGUUCAACAAGAGUCGAGGUGGAAGUGCUGUCACCCACAGUACAUGAACCUUUACUCUUUGCCCUGCCCGACCAUACAAGAUUCUCGUUGGUGGAUUUUCCAUUGCAUCUGCCAUUGGAGUUGCUUGGCGUGGAGACGUGCCUAAAAGUGCUGACCUUGAUUAUACUCGAAAAUAAAGUGUUGUUUCAGUCGCGCGACUACAAUGCCCUCUCCAUGUCGGUUAUGGCAUUCGUGACAAUGCUCUAUCCGUUGGAGUACAUGUUUCCGGUGAUACCGUUGUUGCCCACCUGUAUGAGUUGUGCGGAACAAUUGCUCCUGGCACCGACUCCCUUUGUCAUUGGAGUACCGGCAACGUUCCUUUUGUACAAAAAGAAUUUCAGCCUUGAUUACAGACUCCCAGAUGAUAUUUGGGUAGUUGAUUUGGACUCAACAAAGUUAUCAGCACCAACAGGGGGAGCUGAAGAGAUCCCAGGACUACCUGAACCCGAAGGGACUAUAUUAAAAAACCACCUCAAGCAGGCUAUGCAACUUAUGGAUCAAGCUGGACUUGGUGCCCUUACCUCAAUGUCUGCUAGUAAUCAAGCAGCAUCAACCCAACAGCUGAUGCCAUCGAUACGAGAUAGCCUUCAGCAGCCACCGAUAUUAGGUGUUUCAUCAGCCCGCCUACCCUUACAAUCACCAUCAUCAGCACAGGCAAGUCAACGCAACUCUAUAUCCACUCAAGGUGUUGCCUCACGCCAGCCGAGUCCUAAUGCUCCUCCCGCAAUAAAUCCAAUCAUCUUUGGAACUGACGUAGAUUCAGUCGAUGUGGCAACGCGAGUUGCCAUGGUUCGUUUCUUUAAUUCCCAAAAUACGUUGGCCAACUUUACCGAGCAUACUCGAACUCUCCGCCUCUAUCCCCGACCUGUGGUAGCUUUCCAGAUUAACAGCUUUCUGCGAUCCCGACCUAGAGCUUCGGUAUUUUUGAAUAAAUUUGCCCGAACUCAAGCUGUAGAAUUCCUCUCGGAAUGGUCCCUAACACCAACCAAUGUGGCAUUCCUACGCGUUCAAACUGGUGUCUUGGAUCCGAUACAAGUUGGUGACAAGGCUAAAUGGUUUGCCCAUGGACUAACUCCCAUUCGAUUCUCUGUUUGGGAUGAUGGAAGUUCAUUAAAUGGAGCUUUGCGAAGUCUUCAACAAUUAGAAUGCCAACCAACCGAUGAAAGUGGUUCGGAUUCGGAAGGAGCUGAAAGUACCAGUUCUUCAUAUUCAUCCCUAAGUGAUUUUGUUUCCGAAAUGGUUUCGUCAGACCUUUCACCUAGUUUACAUGAUGUAUUUGGACCUCAUCAUCAUCACCAUAAUGUGCCCCAGACCCUCUCCUCAAACCUUGAUGCUAGUUUAGUUUAUCAUCCCCCAAGUAAAUUGCAAUAUCCCGAAGGUGUGAUCAUACAGUCUUCCAAAGAGGACGAUGACCGACCUGAGUCACCGCAUUCCUCAUCAUCGAGUCGGUCGGACUUGAGUUCGCCAAGUUUUAAUCGCGAUUCAGAAUUUGAUUUCCCGCCUAAAGGGGAUCCGGAAGUUUUACUUAGACCGAAAUCAAUGGAAGAGGAAGAAACUUCACCAGGGUCCCAAAAGUUCCAACGAAAUGCUUCGGACCUUGAAAAGGGAAGCUUGUCAGAUAAGAGGAAAACCACGGCCCUUCCGAUAACUCCGACUGUUGUUCGACAGCCAAGUUUUUCCAAUAUCUUAGCUCGAACUAGUUCCGGUUCGAGUUCGGGAAGUCCUGGUGGAAGUCAACGUCAAGGUUCUCAAGGCUCACUUUUUGAAAACUUUGCUUCACAUGCUAAAGAUCUUGUAAGAGAAACCACAAGACAAAGUAGUCAAGAAGGAAUACUAGCACAUGUUGAUAAGGAAUCUGUGGAUGAAGAGGAAAAUAUAUUCAAUCCUCUUGAAAAGCUUACACUUCAUGCAAAAAAGGCAGCCGGUGAAGCAUCCAAACAAGCCCUAGAAGUAUCAAAACAAGCAGCUGGUGUAAGUCGCAAUACAUUAGAUGAUUUAACUUAUGUUGGCAAAUCAACAUUGGGUGAUUUGACAAAAACUGCAAAAGAAGCUGCUACUAAAAAAGGCCUGAUGAAGAACAACGAACAACAAGAUAUGGAUUAUCAAGGACCUGGUAAUCAAGUUGCUACACAAAAACAAGGUGGAUUGAUGCAAAAUACUGGCAGAGAUUUCUUUUCAUCAAUUGGUAGUGAUAUAAAUGGUUUGACAUCAUCAACUAGUGCAAUGUUUUCUGGAAUGUUUGGUGGAAAAAAACAACAACAGCAACAACAACAGCAGCAACACCAACAACAACAAAGGCAACAUCCUAAUCAGCAACAACAACAUCAACAACAACAAGGAGCAGGACAAAAGUCAAAAAGCGGUCUUUCAUUUGAUCCUUUUCCAGGACGAAGAGCUUUGGCCGAAAGGACUCCAUUGAUUAAACAUUCAAGUCCGAAACAAAGUCAAGAAGAACUCCAAAGACAGCAGAAUCAAGAACGUUCCCACAGCAACUCAGAAAAUCAAGCCUUCUUAAAAGAUGUUCUAACUCAAGUUAUGGCUGGGGAAGGUGUUGGCUGGUUGAAGCUUAAUCGUCUUCGAAAGCUUAUGGAAGAUGAGUCCUAUCGAAUGUUGGUACUUGGAAAACUCAAUAAAACCUUGGACCGUAAAAUCGCUCCCGAUGAUCAUAUUGAUGAUGUGUGCAUUCCAAAACCUAUUUGGAAAGGUAUCCUUAAAUGUCUCCAAGCAAUAGCUUCUGGCCUUGAUAGUACAUUCUCGAAUUUCGGCAUGGGCGGAAUGGCUUCGGUAUUUCAAAUGAUGGAAAUUGCUCAUACUCACUAUUGGAGCAAGGAACUCACCGAAAACACUAGCGAAAUGAGUCCAAGUUUACUCUCGAGCCAUGCAGCUAGCCCAAUGGGCAGUCGGGAGAAUCUUCGUUCUCCUUCGAGUCCUAAUCCUUCGAAUGUUGGCAGUGAGUGGUCUUCACCUCAGGAAUCACGCAAAAAUUCCACACACAUCGAUCGAGCUGGAGCCCAGAGAAGAAUGUCAUCGGCAGAGAGUCAAGAUGGUCAGUCUACAACUGAGAUGUUUAAGGAUAUGUUGACUCAGAAGAGGAAUGUCCUUAUGAGCAAACUUUCCUCAUUUGAUUCUGAUGGUGCCGGUUCUACGGGGGCACUCUCUGUGGUCAGUGAUCUAUUACCAUCAGGUCAUAAGGGCGGUGGACAUCGUCUACCUUCAAUAAGUUGCCGCUCGACCGUAUCCGAUACUGAAUAUGAAAAUACAAACAUAUUAAAGGACUCUAAGAAAGGUGGCAACUUGUGGUCUGGUAAAUCAACAUUAAGUGCUGGUUUCCGAUACACUGGUGGUCAUUUAAUAAAUACAUCUUCAUCACCAUCACCCGAUAGCCCCAGAGUGUAUUUAUUCGAAGGAUUGGUUGGCAAAGAUCGACUAAUGUUGUGGAAUCAAAUGCAAUUUUGGGAAGAUGCAUUUUUAGAUGCUGUUAGUCAAGAACGCGAUAUGAUUGGAAUGGAUCAGGGACCUGGAGAAAUGAUGGAAAGAUACAAAUCUCUAAGUGAAUCAGAACGAAAGAGAUUAGAACACGAUGAAGAUAGAUUACUUUCGACAAUGCUGUACAAUUUGACAGCUAUCCUAGUCAUGUUGAAUGUAAAUAAAGAAGAAAUCAAGAGAAAAGUUCGACGUUUACUUGGCAAAAGUCACAUUGGUUUGGUAUACUCACAAGAAGUUCAUAAUUUAGUUGAUCAAAUUAAUAAUUUGAAUGGCAAUGAUAUUGAUUUGAAACCCUUGGGUUCAAGACUCUUGCAUCGUCAAAGUUUCACAGUUCAUCAAGGAGUCGAUGCUACUGGUCCUUUAAGAUUCCUAGAAGUCCGUGAUGAUGGUUUAGUUUUGAGGUCAGUUAACGGAACCAUUGUCGAACGUUGGUGGUAUGAACGAUUAGUGAAUAUGACUUAUUCACCCAAAACAAAAGUUUUGUGUCUUUGGAGACGUAAUGGUGGACAGACGCAGUUGCACAAAUAUUAUACAAGAAAGUGUAAGGAAUUGUAUAACUGCAUCAAAGAUGCCAUGGAACGUGGUGGCACCCCCACAAAUGUACCUGAACUUGGUGGCGAAUUCCCAGUACAAGAUAUGAAUUCUGGUGAAGGGGGUCUGCUUCAAGUGUGCCUUGAGGGUGUUGGUUUGUUAUUUGCGAACAGUAAGUUUUUCGUCCGGUUGGACCAUAUUCGAAAGUGCUUUACACAAAAAGGAGGAAUAUUCGUACUAGAGGAAUAUAAUCCGAAAACACGACAACUUAUUCAAAGAAAAUACAAAUCAUCAAUGGCCGAUCAAAUUUGUUACUCGGUAUUAUGUGUAUUUUCUUACGUCGCCGCUGGACAAGAUCAAAAGAAAAAUCCAGUUGUUAUGACACCACAAAUUCAAGACAUUCAUUCCCAACAACAACAUCAACAACAACAGGGACAACAAUCACAAUCUACAAGUCCUCGAAUGCCAGCCCCACAAUCAUCACCUAAACCAGCGCAUCAACAACCGUUACCUCAACAGCCAGCAAGCAAGCUUCAAACUGUCACCAUCAAACACAGUGUACCACCACAAAAGCCAACUAUCACCACCUCAACCGUUCAGCCACAAACAAAACAUGUUUCAUCCACAUCUCCGGGUGGAAAUGGCACCCAACAAAGACCCACUCAUCUGCCCUCACGAAGUCCUCUCUCCCCCAAUGCAAAAAAUCUUCCACAAUUACCACCUAGAGUUCCUUCUCAAUCAUCCGUUGAAUCAGGCAAAGGUCGCGGUGGUCCCCCUGCAGGUCCACCACCCGGCCCACCUCCAGCAAUACCACCCAGAACUGGUAACCUAUCACGAUGUGGAUCAGUUCAAGUACCUGCAGCGAGCUCUGGACGGAAAUUAGUUCGACAGGCUUCUGCUAAUUCAAUUCCUCCCCAGUAUACUCCUCAACCUCCACCGCCAUUUGUCAUCCCUCAAAGGAGGAGCUCAAUAAGUAGACAGAGUUCGGUUAACAGUACUGCAAGUUCUGGCAAAUCUAAUUAUGGUGGUGGAGGAGGCGGUGGAGGUGGCGGAGGAGGAGGUGGUGGUGGAUAUGGUGGUAAUGGCCAUGGAUCACCAUUUGGUCAUCGAAAACACUGACAGAGAGAUUCGAUAUUUGAGUUGCGACCAGAUCAUCCAGUUUGUACCUCUUACUGUCUACCUUGGCUUUAAAUUCAUUUUUUCUGAAAAAAAAUUUGAAUGGGUUGUCAAAAUUUUGUAAAAGGUCGAAAAUAAUUUUUUUUUUAAUUUUGCCAUUCUCCAAAGAUUCUAAGUUAUGAUCCUUAAUUUUCUAUAAAUUGUUUUAAAUGUUGUUAAAAGUUCAAAAAUUCAUUUUCCAAAAUUGUGAAAUUUGGUACAAAAAUUCAAUUUCUUUUUUUAAUCCUUUGGAAUUUUUCUAUUUCAAAUUUCUGUUUUAAAAAGUUACCAAUUAAUAAUUUUUUAUAGUCAAUUCUUACAUUAACCAAAAUUUGGUACAAGAAAUCAUAGAAUAUUGAACUAAAUUUCAAAAAAAUGUAUAAACGUUUAUGAUGUUCAAUUGCAAGGAACUUACUUAAAAAAGAAAGAAUGUGUACCGAAAUUUGAUUUAUAAAUCGAAGGAUUUGCUGUACCAAAUUUUAGAAUCUUUGAAAAAGGACUUAAUUUUGAUCAGUUUUUUAAACUAGUUUCCUUUUUUUGGGUCAAAAUCCAGAAUUUUAUGAGACAGAUUUUUGGAAUACUGAAAUUUCGAUCAUACAGAAUUUCGACCUCAUCCUCUUUAAAGAUUUUUGUUCAAAUAUUCCAUUAGCUAAAAUUUAGAGAAUAAUGAAAGAAAAAAAUACAAAAUAGAUACCCGCUCGUGUCACUAUUACUAACAAAACCUAUAGUUUCCUCAAAAGCUUUAAGAACCCCUAAAAAUUGGAUCAUUAAUUUGGUCCAAAACUAAUUAAAAAAAAAAACACAUACAAAAUCCUUUUAGAAAACAUAAACAAAAAUGCAAUAUUGGUGUUAAAUAUAAUAAAAAUAAAUAAUUUCGUGAAAAAAAAAUUAAUAGCAAAAACUUAAAUUAGUAAAAAAAUUAUAUAUUUAAAUACUUAACAAAGUUAACUAUAGACAGAAAAUUAUUCAAGAUGUUGUAAAGUAUUGUAAAAUUAAAUUUUGUUUUUUUAAAUCACAGAGAAGAAAAAAAUUUUAAACAAAAAUUUAAAAAAAAUUCUUAUAUAAAAUCAAUGAACAAUAACUAACUUUAACUUUUUAAAAGCAAAUACAAUUUUUUUGAUUAAAUAAAUGUUUUAAUAUAAUUGAACAAAAAUACAAAAAAAAAAUAUGUAAGAAAUGCAAUUGAUUAACAGACAGCAAGAAAAGUACAUAAAUUUUAGGGAUAAAGAAACAAAAAAAACUAAGAGAAGAAUAUGUAAGUAAAAAACCUUUAUAUCAGAAACAUUAACAGCAUUCCUACUUAAAGUUUAAAACUAAAAAAAAAAAUCAAACAAAACACAAAAAAAAAUAUAUUUGUUAAAUAAUUAAAUGUCUAUUGAGAAAAGUUAAAACAAAAAAUUAUAAAAAAAAAAUAUUGAAAAUAUUAACUUUUUUGUAUUAUAAAUGUGUAAAUGUGUAUUUUGUACUUAGAAUCAUAAAAGUCUAAGUUUAACAAACAAAAAGGAUGAGGAAUUAAAGUAAUAAUAAGUAAGAAGAUAACUAUGCAGGUUUGGUGUUAAGAAAAGCUUAUAUAAAGAAAGAAAGACUUAGCUUUAAUUUAAAUUUAAAAAAAAAACAAA
Messenger RNA from Episyrphus balteatus (marmalade hoverfly), 8252 nucleotides. RefSeq names its product MAP kinase-activating death domain protein (gene Rab3-GEF). Gene Ontology annotation, cellular component: cytosol. Gene Ontology annotation, biological process: regulation of apoptotic process; regulation of Rab protein signal transduction. Bases 484 to 6597 code for a protein of 2037 amino acids. Gene Ontology annotation, molecular function: guanyl-nucleotide exchange factor activity. The transcript is spliced from 26 exons. Lineage: Eukaryota; Metazoa; Arthropoda; Insecta; Diptera; Syrphidae. The record is from RefSeq and is a predicted model, not a curated record.